GCCUUUCGCGGGACCUGGCCUGGCUGGGAUUCAAUCCAUUGCAAACACUUCACCCGUAAAGUAUUGCGCGCCCCUUUUUCGGUUUCAUUGCUGUUUCCAGUUCAGUUUACAAAUAAAUAGCAACAGCAACAGGAGCAACAGCAGUAAGCAACAGGGUUUUCGCGUUAUUUUUUUUUGCGUGUUAGAACCAAAUUUGGAUCGUCCCGUCCUUGGCAAUGUCGGACAAAUUAAAAGAACCACCGACCAGCAGUCGUGAUAGUACAAUGGAAGCGAAGAAUGCGGUCGAGGUUCCGCUGGCAGGUAGCGAAGGUAAAGCGGGUACACCCCGAAAGCCGUCCCAGUUUGAUUGGGAUGUUCUGAAGACCUGGAAGGGGGCACUGAAGCUGGCGCAGUUGGUGGCCGGCAUUAUCAUUCUCGGAUUGGAACAUCCCAGACCGAAGCUUCCCACGUAUUCUACGGUGGACGGUUUACUGUUCUUCAUUACACUUUAUGUGACCAUCGCGACGCUAGUGAUUCUGGUAGAUGCACUGCAGAAAACACAUCCGGUUCGGAAUACAUUUGGGCCGUAUCAUUGGUUCCGUGUUGAACUAUAUUUCACCGGACUGGUUGCGGUUGGACUGCAUAUCCUCGGAUUCUUGGUACUGAUGAGUGCCGUCAGCUACUGGUGGGUACCGGAAUUGAAUCUCGCCGGAAGUGUGAUUGCUUUGGUGGCUAGUGCAUUGUAUUUCAUCGACUGGUGGAGGCUGUUUAGUGGACGAUCUGCUGUAGUGGCCGAAACCGGAUCAGCACCAGCUGUGGAACAGCUUGUCGUUGAAACGAGAUAGAUUGGCGAUUCUGAAUUGGAAUAACAUAUUGCAGCUGAAAGUUUUUCUCACACUAAAUAUCAUGAAACAACAAUUCGCUCUGCUGUAGAUGAGUUCAUAGGCGAUUGCACCACACCCUUUUUCGACUAUCGGUCGGCUUGUGCUCGGCAUCUUGUUGAGCUGUGAUAGCUGAUAGAAGAGCACAUGAAGAUGCCGGUUUGUUUGCCCAGCACAGAUCGGAAAGAGAUACGGUACGGUAUCAGUCAUACAUUAUGAAAUAAUUUUUAUUAUUACACCUACACCACCGCUCAAUAACUGGGGUGGUAAGUUCACGACAGCACCGAAACAACGUAAUCAAACCAUCACAGCGGGACUGUCAAAGACAGCAGAGCACAUGAACCGAUCUAUUUCGCAACGGCAAGUACACGCCGAAUUACUUCCCAAUAAAUGGAACCAUAUGGACCGAGAUAAAUAUUUACACACAUCUAACAACACUAACAGGCAACGGCCAACCCUUUCGCCGCCCCUCCCUCCCUGACUCGGUUGCACUCGAUCAUCUAUGUAAUAGGCGACGGGAUGAAGUGCAAUCCUGCGUGUUAUAAUAAAUAUGAGGAGAUAUCGAGUCAGCGGGUGUUCACUGUGUUUUUACCGAACCGACGUGUGCGCCUGUGGCGUAUUUAACACUUCAACAGGCUGGAGAACAAAACGAAACCAUAAACGAGAAAUUCGCCAUCCAUUAUAUAUGUGUAUUGCAGCUUAAGUGUAAGUGAAAGUGUUUUGAUGAUCGAUGUAUUUUAAUAAAGUAAACUUUACAUAUUUAUGUAUAUCCGAUA
Topomyia yanbarensis is the source of this 1636-nucleotide messenger RNA. RefSeq lists its product as uncharacterized. The transcript is spliced from 2 exons. Lineage: Eukaryota; Metazoa; Arthropoda; Insecta; Diptera; Culicidae. The record is from RefSeq and is a predicted model, not a curated record. Bases 216 to 824 code for a protein of 202 amino acids.